Molecule: messenger RNA, 1667 nt
Organism: Cicer arietinum (chickpea)
Lineage: Eukaryota; Viridiplantae; Streptophyta; Magnoliopsida; Fabales; Fabaceae
Product: protein DETOXIFICATION 16-like
Biological process (GO): xenobiotic detoxification by transmembrane export across the plasma membrane
Cellular component (GO): membrane
Molecular function (GO): antiporter activity; xenobiotic transmembrane transporter activity
Source: RefSeq, a predicted model, not a curated record
AUAAAUCAUUAUGGUUGUGUAUUAUUUUAACUAACUAUUAUCUUUCUUCUUUUUCUUCUUCGUAUAUAUAGCUCUCCCAAAGAAAGAGAGAGAGAGAGGGCAUAAUGGGAAUAUGCAAAGGGGAAAUAAGAGAAGAAGUAAAGAAACAACUAUGGUUGGGAGUGCCAUUGAUAUUUGUGAAUGUGUUAAAUUCAAGCUUACCAAUGAUAUCUCUUAUGUUUAUAGGCCAUUUGGAUGAUAGAGUGCUUCUAGCUGGUGCUGCUUUGGCCAAUUCAUUUAUGAUGGCCAUUGGUACAGCUGUAUUGAUAGGUUUUGCUAGUGCAUUGGAAACUUUUUGUGGUCAAUCAUAUGGAGCAAAGAAGUAUCAUAUGGUGGGAAUACACUUGCAAAGAGCUAUAUUAAUAAACAUGCUUUUUACUAUUCCUCAAUCCCUUGUUAUGGCAAACUUAAGGCCUAUUCUAAUAGCUUUACAUCAAGACCACAAUAUAGCAACACAAGCUGGAAUAUAUGGAAGAUACUUGAUCCCAAACCUUAUUGCAAAUGGUCUUCUUAGAUGUUUUGUUAAAUUCCUACAAACUCAAAACAUAGUAUUUCCUAUGUUGCUAGCUUCUGGAAUUACUAGCUUGUUACAUUUUCUCAAUUGUUGGAUUUGGGUUGUAAAAUUAAGACAUGGAAUCAAAGGAGCUGCAAUUGCAAUGUGCAUGUCAAAUUGGUUAUACACAAUUUUAUUAGCACUUUACAUCAAAUUCUCAUCUACUUGCAAAAGCACUUGGACUGGUUUCUCAAGGGAGUCAUUGCAUAACAUGCCUCAAUUUCUCAAGAUUGGUAUUCCUUCAGCAAUCAUGCUUUGCUUAGAAAUAUGGAUGUAUGAAAUAAUGAUGCUCCUCUCUGGUUUACUUCCUAAUCCAAAAUUGCAAACUUCAGUGAUUUGUAUAUGCAUGAAUAUAUCAUCAGUUGUGUGGAUGCUUUCCUCUGGAUUCACUGGAGCUGCAAGCAUUCGUGUCUCAAAUGAAUUAGGAGCUGGUAAUCCAAGGGCUGCAUGUUUGGCAGUGUAUGUUGUUUUGGUGCUUGUUACUGUUGAUACCAUCUUAGUUGGAUCAGUUAUGAUAUUGUUGCGUAAUAUAUGGGGCUAUGCUUAUACCAAUGAAAUUGAAGUUGUCAAAUUUGUAGCAUCUAUGUUUCCAUUACUUGUAGUAGUCAACUUUGUGGAUUCACUAGCAAGUGUUCUCUCAGGCAUUGCUAGAGGAUGUGGUUGGCAAAAAAUUGGUGCUAUUAUCAAUUUGGGUUCAGGCUAUAUAAUUGGGAUUCCAACAGCCAUUGUGUUAGGUUUUGUAUUGCAUAUCGGUGUGAAGGGACUAUGGCUUGGAAUCAUAUUUGCCUUUACUACUCAAGCUUUUUUUUUAAUGAUCGUUACAUUUCGCACUGAUUGGGGGAAAGAGGCAAACAAGGCUAAAGAUAGAGUCUAUAAAUCUAUAACACCAGAGAGUUUAGUCUCAUAAAAGUUAUGGUUUUUUUUUUUAAUGUACUAGCAUGUUAUAUAUUUUAUUUAUAAUGUUAUGAUUUUGCUUCUGUUUUUUUUUUAUCUUUUAUACAAAAAGCAUGAUGCAUCUUUUAUGAUUUUAUAAAACUUAUUUUUUAAAUAGAAGUUUUAUUUAAUAUGACUAAUA